This is a messenger RNA of Phytophthora sojae, 978 nucleotides long. RefSeq lists its product as hypothetical. The record is from RefSeq and is a predicted model, not a curated record. Bases 1 to 978 code for a protein of 325 amino acids. The transcript has 4 exons. Lineage: Eukaryota; Oomycota; Peronosporomycetes; Peronosporales; Peronosporaceae.
AUGGAGACUGCGGGUCGGUGGCUGAGCGAGGAGCACAGCAGCCUCUCGGGCGCGUCGCUGGGCAAGAUCAUCUCCACGGGGCUGCUGCUCGGCGUCGUGCACGUGCUCACAGGUCCCGAUCACUUGAGUGCGCUAGCUGCAAUGACGACGGGCUCUUCGUGGCGGGCGUUUGCGCUGGGCAUUCGCUGGGGCUGCGGCCACUCGAUCGGCCUCGUGGUCAUGGCGCUCAUCUUCUUCGCCGCGGGCCAGACGGUGGACUUGGACGCCGUGGGCGGCUACCUCAACUACGUCGUGGGCUUCUUCAUGAUCGCGCUGGGCAUUUGGACGGCGGUUCACGUGCGGAAGAAGUACCAGACGCAGCUGAAGGAGGGCGUGCAGUCGCUCGUGAGCGCGGAAGGCGGGCGAGCUGAGAGCAACCGCGCGAGUCGGAGCUCCACCGGCGCCACGCCGACUAACUUGGUGGAGCUCAUGCCGCUCUCGCAGCGAAUAGUGUCGAUCGCGUCGCCGUCUUCGUCUUUUCACUUGCUGAUCAAAGAGGACGGGGCUUCGAGUGCUGCGGACGCCACGGGAACGGCGGUAUCCCCGCGAGAGAAGGCUUCAAAGCUGCACCCGCACAGCUGGAAUUGCUGUCGGAGUGUGAGCUUCGAGAAUCCAGCGACACAAAAGAUAAUGGCUCUCCUCGUGGGGAUUAUUCACGGCUUCGCCGGACCUGGUGGAAUUCUGGGCGUGCUGCCUGCGGUGGUGCUGAACGACUGGGUAAAGUCCGUCGCGUACCUCGGCUCCUUCUGUGUAGCGUCGAUCUUCAUCAUGGGCGUGUUUGCGGCGCUCUACGGCGAAGUCACUGGUCGCCUGGGCGGCAACUCGCUGGUGAUGGAGUUCCGGAUCGGAAUCUUCUCCGCCUUCUUCUCGUUCAUCGUGGGCGUCGCCUGGAUCGGCCUGCAGGCAUCAGGCCAGAUGGACGCAGUACUCGGAGAAUAA